AAGGGCUGCAGGUUUGAAUUGAGCUCACGGCCAGUGCAGGCAGGACAAAGCCUUCAUGCAUGGGGUGUUCCCUCGACGAGAAAAACAAUGAUUUCUAUCUACAUGAUCAUCGCUCUGGCAACAACAGCUCUGGCUAAAGGAUCUAUCGAGUGCAACUUCAUUGAGCCUGCUGGAGCUCAGCUGUGUUUUGGAGCAGUGGGACAGCUGUUGAUUUUCCAUUUGCCAAAUACAGCAAAUACAGAUAUUUGGCUGAAAAAGGAUAAUGAACAUACAAUUUUUAAGAAAGUCAAAAACAAGACAGUGACUCCUCAUGAAGAAUUUCUGAAUCAGCCUGAAGUCUUCCCCAAUGGAACAAUGAAACUAGGAAAUGCAAUGAAGAGACACACUGGAGAUUAUGUCUUGGAAGUAUUUGGAUCUAAUGGGGUCUUACUGAAAAAAGUGAAAAUGCAUCUGGAACUACAAGCUCCAGUGUCCAAGCCAGCUGUGUCUCAGAAGUGUUUGUCACCAGAGCAGAUGAGCAUCAGCUGCUCCUCUGAGGGAGAUGAAGCAGAGUUCAUUCUGACUUUGGAUGGUUACUCACUGAUUCAGACCAGAGCUCAAUGCCAGUCCCAGAGCAGCUCAACAGAAAAUGCGCAGUCAAAGGCAAGGAGUAAAACUGAACAAGACAAACCGACAUUUUUGAAUGUUACCAUCAGCUUACACGGUCAGCUGACAGGAAACGUGAUGUGUCGUGUUUGGAACAACGUCAGCAGAGAUGAAACACUUCUUCAUCUGACAGGCUGCACAGCUUUCAUAUCUCACUCCCCUCUUGUUGUGGCUGUGAGAGCCGGUGUUAUCGCUCUACUUCUUCUGGCUUUGUGUCUUGGUAUCUGCCACGUACGUAAGAAAACAAGACCCAAGACUGUGAAUGAAGGUAUUUCCAAAGAUGACAAUCAUUCCUGACCUGUUUAUUACUAGAUGUAGCAUAUUGUAGCAAAGCAGCCCUUGCCUUUAUUCUGUCUGUAAUAAAAGCAAUAAACUAAAGCCCUUUUAAAAAUUAAAUGUUGUGACAACACACCAAACAGCCAGUGUUUGGGUGGGUGGAACGUGUCAAGUGGCAUUCACAUGAAGAGGGCCCGAGGUUUCCCAGCAGAACGCUGCAUUGUAACCAGAUGAUCAAUGUUAUUCACUUCACCUGUCAGUGGUUUUAAUGUGUUGGCUGAUCAAUGUACAGCUAUAAUAUAUUUCACUAUAAACUGUUGUCCUGUAAAUUAAGCAGUCUUUCUUUUGAUUUGUCAGCUACAAUUAUGAAACUGAGCAAUUUGUUUAAGCCUUCAUGCAUGCCUUCAAAAUACAAAAGUGCUUUGUUACAGUGAUUUGCUUUGUAUUAUAGCUUUUAAAUAAACGUCUAUUGAAAGUCUUAUUUGUGCUUAUGAGCAACAAAAUCAAUAGAUUUCAUUUUCACUCCAGCAUUGUACUGUUUCCUGUCUGCGUGUCAUUAUAG
Epinephelus lanceolatus (giant grouper) is the source of this 1483-nucleotide messenger RNA. RefSeq lists its product as uncharacterized. Lineage: Eukaryota; Metazoa; Chordata; Actinopteri; Perciformes; Serranidae. The record is from RefSeq and is a predicted model, not a curated record.